CUUGGUUUCACUCUCCAUACAUAUCUUUAUUAAUAUCAAAAAGAAAGAGAAAUCGCGCGCUUCUCAUAUAACUACCUUUUUUUUGCUGAAAGAAAUCUCAGUUGAACCUUACAAAAACUCCUCAAUUUCCCUUGUUUCUUUUUUUUAUAAAAAAAGACUAGCAUGAGGAACGCAUUAGAGUGGUUUCAGACCACUCGAAGAAGAAAAAGAAGUAUGCUUGGCAUUUUCAUUGCGGUGCUGGCCGCCUCUUUGUUCUUGGGCCAAGCUUCUGCACAACAAGUAGCGAUCGAAAAAAGCGGAUUCAAUAACAUUCCGGACAAGUUCUUUUACUUUAAAGAUUCAGACGUGGUGCUGUGGCUCGACGCAAACGAACACGUCUUGUGGAGAUCAGAAAACCAUGGAAAGCAUUGGGAUCAAGUAUCUGAUAUCCCGAGUGAUGGAGCCACGUAUCUCUUUGAGCAUCCUCACGAUAAGGAUAAGGCAUACGUUCUUAGCAAAGGCAAAACGCAUUGGAAAUCGAACGACAAGGGCAAAUCCUGGCAAUCGUUCGAAACACCAGUAGAGCCGGCCGUGUCUAACCAGCUAUCGUUUCACGCUGAACGGCCCAACUACGUUCUGUUUCUUGGUUUCAAGUGCAAACUAGGCGGCUGGACUGGUGUGGACUGUGCCGACGAAACAUACUAUACGCUCAACAAUUUUGAAGAAGUAACGUUACUACGAACGCAUACAUCAUCAUGCAUUUGGAGUCUCUCGAGCCCCGAGUUCGAAAAUGCGCCGGUCAAAGAAGUAAUGUGCGUCGAAUCACCCGAAAAAGCCGGUUUAUCGAGCCUGUUCAAUCCAGAGAACUUUCAGCUCGUACAAUCUGAAGAUUUCUUUCGCACAACACAGCCCGUUAAUUUCGGCACCGGAACUGAGGUCCACGGUGUUAUUGCCGUGAGUGCAGUAAACCGGUUUUUGGUCGCAGCCGCGAAACCCUCUGCCGCAGAUCCUACCAUGGAUUUGUACGUAUCGCAAGAUGGCGAAAACUGGCAUGAGGCAGUGUUUCCCGAGGGUGCGUCCGUGCAGGAAAAGGCUUACACCAUCGUCGAGUCGACGGGCCAAUCGUUGCUGGUGGACGUACUCGUGAACCCACUGGCCGAGUUUGGUACGUUGUACAAGAGUAAUUCGAACGGCACAUUCUUCGUCAACAGCCUAAACCACACAAACCGCAACGGUAUGGGUAUUGUUGAUUUCGAGCGGAUGCAAGGCGUAGAAGGUGUCAUGCUGGCAAACGUCGUCGCGAACCACGAGCAGGUGGCUGCCGGUAGCGCCAAAAAGGAAUUGCAGACACGUAUCAGUUUUGAUGACGGUUCGACAUGGACUGCGAUUAAAAAGGUCAAGAAUCCUGACGGAACAGAACUGCUGUGCUCUGAGGAUGAGUGUGCUCUGCAUAUGCAUUCGGUCACAGAGAUGCAUAACAGCGGUGAAGUAUAUUCGUCCGAUGCAGCUGUAGGCGUCGCCAUGGGCGUGGGUCACUAUGGCCGUAGUCUCCUGGAAUACGAUGAGUGCGACACGUUCUUGUCAGCCGAUGGCGGAUUAACAUGGGUCAUGGUGCGUGAAGGUGCACACAAGUACGAGUUUGGUGAUAUGGGUGCCUUGCUGGUCAUGGUAGACGAUGAAAAGGAAGUGGAUCAUGUCUGGUGGAGCAAGAACCGCGGCAGCACUUGGGAAAAGCUGGAUUUGGGCAUGAAUGUCCGUGCUCGUAUGCUGACCACCGACCCGGAAUCGACGUCGAGAAACUUUCUGCUCAUUGGCUCAUCGCGUGGUGCCGAGUCUCAUGUUCAGGCGAUCCAUCUUGAUUUCACGACUGUACAGUCGCGCCAGUGCGAGCUGAAGGAACACGACGACGAAAAGAGCGACUUUGAAAAGUGGUAUGCUCGCGAUUUGACUCAAGGCCCUGACUGCUUGAUGGGACAUGAGCAAAUGUUUUACCGCCGCAAGGCGGAUCGCGACUGCUAUGUUGGCCGCGACUAUCAAGAUCCGGUAAUGGAAAUGAAGGAGUGUCCGUGCUCAGAAGCUGACUACGAAUGUGAUUACAACUUUGUACGUGGUGCUGACGGUAAAUGUGUGCGCAUUGGUCCGGAUCGGUUGGUGGAUGGCACGUGUGAAAGCAAAGACGCUACAUACCCUGCAUCCAGCGGUUACAGAUUGAUCCCGGGCAACACAUGCAAUCAGCAAACGGGUACCAAGCUGGAUGAGCCUGUGGAUCGAUCUUGCAGCGAAAACCAGGUUUCACCCGACGGCCCACUUCCACCAGCAGCAUCCCGACCACCGAACCCGCUCGCUGAACCCUCAGAUGAGAACAUCAAGCGAUACCCAACUGCUUUCUCGGACGAAAUCGACCAGUUUAUGUACUUUGAGGACUCCCCUGCAAUGAUUUUGCGGCUUAGAAACGGAGAAGUGUGGCGGUCCGAGCAACACGGCAUACAAUGGACUCGCGUUCUGGAAAACGCUGGACCAGCAUCUAUUAUUACUUUGCACGAGUUUGACAACACGCGCGCUUAUGCGUUACUUGAGAACGAGAUCCAAGUGACUAACGAUCAGGGAGCAUCAUGGCAACGCAUGCAAGUUCCACGGCCGCCUAGCCGUCAUGUUGCACAAGUACUCGAUUUCCAUCCACAGGAAAAGGAUUGGUUGCUUUUUGUUGGUGAAGCAGAGAACUCGCCCUACCAUGCUGAAGCAUUUAUCAGUCGGGACCACGGUGGACGAUGGGACUCGCUGAACAUGUGGGUCGACAAAUGUAUUUUUGGACGAGAUUCCAAGUACAGCAUCCAAAAGGAGACAAUUUACUGUUCGGGCUACGAUGAACAGCAGAUCAGUGAAGACGCCAAGCUUAUGCGCACCAUCGACUGGGGUCAGAGCAAAGAAGUCCUGUUUGACAAUAUCGUCGAAUUCUUUGUAAUCGAAGAUUUCAUGGCAGUAGCUGCGAGCCACGGCGGUAACCUGGCUCUCUAUGUCAGCAUUGAUGGGCAAACGUUUGCUGAAGCACAAUUCCCGCCCAACCAAUACAUUGAUCGCAACACAUUCACUGUUUUGCAGUCGACAACACAUGCGAUUCUGCUGAACAUUUUCAAGGCUGUGGGUGCUGGACGCGCACAUGGUGCCCUAUACAAGUCCAACGACAACGGCACAUUCUAUCACAUGUCACUUGACAACACCAAUGGGGAUAUGCUCGGCUUUGUCGACUUUGAAAAGAUGCAAGGCGUCGAUGGCAUUAUCCUUGCAAACCAAGUAAUGAACGCAGACGAGCUCGUCGGUAACCGUGGUGUUGCCAAACGUGUACGCACAAUGAUUAGCUGGGAUGACGGUGGACAGUGGCAACCAUUGACAGCACCCCAUGAGUUUGACUGUACUGCGCGCGACUGUACCUUGAAUCUGCAUAGUCGUACGGACAUCCAUGGUCCAGGUGCUAUCUUUACUGCAGGUGGUGCUCCUGGCCUUGCCAUGGGCGUUGGCAAUGUUGGUCCAGAGCUGCUACCCUAUGAACAGAGCGACACAUUCUUGACGCGCGAUGGUGGUCAUACUUGGCAACGUAUCCAAAAUGGCGAGCAUUUGUACGAGUUUGGCGACCAUGGCUCCUUGCUAGUACUCAUUAAUGAUGAAGGGCCUACCAACGAGCUCCUUUAUUCGUGGGAUCAAGGCGAGACAUGGCAUUUUUAUCAAUUUGCACAAACGUCCGUCAAGGUCAAUGCACUCACCACAGAUCCCAUGUCAACCACUCUCAAGUUUAUUAUCCUCGGCCAUACAAAAGAAGGCCAGCGUUCUCAAGUACUCAUCACAGUUGACUUUAGCGAGGUCAGCCAGCGCAAGUGCGAGCUCGACAAGGGCAACCAAGAAAAGAGCGACUUUGAGCCGUGGAUUGCCAAGGAUGACGAUGGUGAUGAUGCCUGUUUACUUGGAAAGCGCACAGCGUACCUGCGUCGCAAGAAGGAUCGUGUGUGUAUUGUCGGGGAAGCGUUCAAGGAGGCUGAAGUGAUCGAGGAAAACUGCGAGUGCCGUGAUAUUGAUUAUGAAUGCGACUUUGGAUUCUGGCGUAACGAACAAGGAGAAUGUCAGUUUUAUGGUCGUCAUCCUGACCGUCCUGCAAAAUGUGGCAAGAACGAGCAAUUUAUUGGUCGAUCCGGUUACAAGAAAAAUCCCAAGAGCACAUGUACUGCAGGUGUCGAUCUUGAAAAGGAAAAGACUUGGCCCUGUGGUGAAGGCGGUCAAAUCCAGAGCAGCCGGAUGGAGUUCACCGAUCGUAUCCUGGAUUACGUUUACUUUACCGACACUGACCGCGUUAUUGUCCGAACAGCUGACGGCAAGGUCUGGGGAAGUGAGAAUGACGGAUAUAGCUGGAGCGAACUGUUCCCUAGUAGCAACAUCAUUGCCAUUUAUCAAAACCCACACUUUGAAGACCGAGCCUACUUUAUUACGGAUGGCUUGGUGCAUUACGCAACGCAAGACAAGGGCAGCAACUUUGAAGAAAUGUCAGUUCCUUUGGUGCCUGUCAUGAACAUUCAAGGCAACGUCAUGAACUUCCACAAUGUCGAAGCGGACUAUCUCCUAUAUUUGGGCGAAAAGGACUGCGACACGUCGUUGUCCAUGGACUGUCACUCGGAAGCCUUUUAUUCGCAUGACAAUGGCAAGAGCUGGAACCAUAUUGGAACCUAUCUGCGCAACUGCAUUUGGGGCCGUGAAGGCUCUGUGGAAAAGGCUGAUCACCAUGCCAUCCUGUGUGAACAGUACCAUGAAAAGUCUGGAAAUCAGCGCUCGUUCUUUGGUAACCAAAUCCAGUAUGUCACGUCCACCGACUAUUUCAGUGAUAAGCAAGUGAUCUUUGAAGACAUUGCUGGCAUCGCAGUAUUUGGCAAAUACAUUGUUGUUGCAGUGGCCAAUGGCGCUAGCUCCAAUCUGCGCCUUUAUAUUAGUUUGGAUGGUGUAACAUUUGCAUCUGCAUCUCUCCCUGCAGGAUUUGAUCUGCCACCGGAGGCAUUCACAAUCAUGGAAUCUGUCAAUUCGCUGUGGGUCCAUGUAUCCACCAAUACACAUCGCGGUAGCGAGUAUGGCAACAUCUUUACUUCCAACUCGAACGGUACUUACUAUGUCAUGUCGCUCGAGAACGCCAAUCGAAACGAACUUGGCAUAGUUGAUUUCGAAAAGAUGCAAGGCAUUGAAGGCAUUGCAAUCGCCAACAGAGUCAACAACCCUGGUGAAGCCAACGCUGGUAACCCAAAGAAGCUGGUAACCAUGUUGACCGCAGAUGCUGGCGGUCAUUGGAAUCCACUCCACGCACCUGAAAAAGACAGUAGCGGCAAAUCCUACGAUUGCGGUAAAGACUGUCAGCUUCAUUUGCAUUGCUACUCUGAACGCAGAAAUGCUCGAGACUUGUUCAGCUUGUCGAGUGCUGUCGGUCUGAUGGUCGGCGUGGGCAACGUGGGUAACAACCUCGCACCAUAUCGCGACGGCAACAUGUUCUUGACACGCGAUGCCGGCAAGACGUGGAACGAGAUCCAAAAGGGCUCACACAUCUGGGAAUUUGCUGACCAAGGUGCGUUGUUGAUUUUAGUCGAUGACAAGGAACCAACCAAUUACGUCAAAUACACAACCAAUGAAGGAAUGUCAUGGAAUGAGUACCAGUUUGCUGACAAGAAUGCCAAGAUCCAAGUCGAAGACAUCAUUACACAGCCUGAUGGUACUAGCCAGAAAUAUGUUUUGUUUGGUCAAGACAGAGAUAGCGGCAAGACAGUGGCCUAUCAUAUCGACUUUAGCGCAAUUCAUCCAACCAAGUGUAAGCUUGAUUUGAAUAACCCUGAGCAUGACGAUUUUGAACUCUGGUCGCCCGAGGACACGCGUGGCGAGACGUGCUUAUUUGGCCGUGAGACGAAAUACUACCGCCGUAUUCAAAACAGAGACUGUUAUAUUGGUGAGAGAUUGGUACAGCCUCGUGAAGAAGUUCGUAACUGCGAAUGCACAGAAGAAGAUUUCGAAUGUGACUUUAACUUUGUGCGCGAUGAGAACAACAAAUGUGUUCUGGUACCAGGAUUACAGCCUCUCAAACCUGAAUGUCACGGAUCAAUGGAUUACUACUUUGAGUCUACUGGCUAUCGCAAGACAGCUGCCACAUCGUGUCAAGGAGGCCUUUCUUUGGACGAAGGAGAAAAAUACUGGUGUCCUGGCAAAUCAACUGGCGGCGGCAUGUGGGCUGUAUACAUCCUGACACCAAUUGCUGGUGCUGGACUCAUCUAUGGCUGCCUCCACUAUCGCAAGCACGGCGGCCGGAUCGGACAAAUCCACUUACCAGAUGGUUCGACCGGUGGCGGUGCACAUGCGUCACGACUCUUAUCGAACCCGGUUGUUACCAAGGUUGCUGCUGCCGCAGUCGUCAUACCUAUUGCCAUCAUUGGCCUCCUAUCACGGAUCCCGAUACCACACUCACUCGAAGAACUGAAAGGCAUGUUACCAUCGUGGCCAUCUAGAAACCGAGGCUACAGCCCUUUGGGACAAGAUGAACACGCCACGGAUGUACUGCUGGAUGACUAUGAUGGAUCUGAAGGCCAGCUGCUGGAUGAUAUGGAUGAAGAUGCAGAUGAAUUGUAACAAUAUAUAACCCACCCCGCCCUCCUUUCUUUUUAUUAUUCUCACCGUCUCACCUCUUCAUUCUCUACUUUGUACAUUUCUCGUCCUUUCCCUUCUAAAUAAAUAGAUUUCGUUGUGAGAGAAACGCAAUGAAAGCAUAUAAGUUUAUCUACU
Zychaea mexicana is the source of this 6771-nucleotide messenger RNA. RefSeq lists its product as uncharacterized. Gene Ontology annotation, biological process: Golgi to vacuole transport; protein targeting to vacuole; Golgi to endosome transport. The record is from RefSeq and is a predicted model, not a curated record. Gene Ontology annotation, cellular component: Golgi apparatus; membrane. The coding region runs from base 163 to 6618 and encodes 2151 amino acids. Gene Ontology annotation, molecular function: protein binding. The transcript is spliced from 15 exons. Lineage: Eukaryota; Fungi; Mucoromycota; Mucoromycetes; Mucorales; Lichtheimiaceae.